Molecule: messenger RNA, 1035 nt
Organism: Symbiodinium sp. CCMP2456
Lineage: Eukaryota; Dinophyceae; Suessiales; Symbiodiniaceae
Source: the annotation of a GenBank genome assembly
ACCCUCACAUCUCUGCAGAACGCGGUCACCUCGGAUCCGGACAGCAGCGUGGCCGAUUCGACCAUCUUCCAAACUGCCUUCAGCACCUGGUUAAGAUGCAACGGCAUCGUUCCCUCAGUCUCCUACGACCCGAUCCCAGGUGGCGCCGCUGCACCGGAGGACAUGAGGCAAACCCCCAUCAUCCUCUGCAACCAUACAUGCUACCUGGACGGCAUGGUGCUGGCAUCGGUCUUCCAUGCACCGAAGAUCAUCGCCAAGAAGGGCACCCUGAAUGUGCCCUUGAUCGGGGCCUUCGCAGCUGACCUCGGUGUGAUCGAGGUGGACCGGAGCGAUCCCAAGUCCCGCGCAGCCACCAUCCAGGCUAUCGAAGACCAUGUGACCUCCUGGAAGUCCGGCAAGCAACCACUGCUGCUGUUUCCAGAGGGCACCACCAGCAACGGGCAACAUCUUCUUGAGUUCAAGAAGGGGGCCUUCGUCCCUGGCGUUACUGUGCGGCCCGCAGUCCUGUACUACAGCGGAUCCUGGGACCCCGCAAAUGUCUACUACAGACAAAGCGACGACGGCAAGAUUCAGGCGAUCGGAGACACCGAGUGGGCCGAGCAGUUCCUGGGACACAUGAUGCACUCAGUGCGCAUCCGGGUGCUGCCACCCUACAAGCCUUCGCAGGCGGAGAAGCAGGAUGCGCAGCUUUUCGCCAACAAUGUUCGGGAGGUGAUGUCCAAGGCCCACGGGGAGCUUCGGUCAGAGGUGGCUGAGAACAGGGCCGAAUCGGAGCGCCGGUCUCUUCAGGCGUAUGCCCACCGAGGCGUCGAGGCUGUUGAGGAUGUGCUGCGCUACACCGUUGGCGGGGGCUUUCUUCGGGAGCGAUCGUCGACAGCCGGUUCAGGCAGCAGCGAGCGCCAGGAAUUCCAGAGGACAGCGCGGAUGUCGACCACCCCAAGUGGCUAUGCCGGGCGCGCCAGCAGCCGCCGAUCGAAGAAGACGCCGCCGAAGCCAAAUCCGCCGGUGAAGAAAACUGCCGAGCCCGAAGCCUAG